AUGAUAAGUGAUGAUGAAAUUUCCAUUCCUGGAACUCCUCCAGAGCUGGUUGAGGCAGUGAAUACUGCUUCAUUAGAAUUAUUGCCAAAGAAAUCAAGAGAAAAGUACGAAAAUGCAUACAGACGUUUUAUGGAUUAUCGCAUAAGUAAAAAUACGAGUUCUUUCUCAGAAAAUGUUGUAAUGGCAUACUUCCUAGACCUUUGUUUAAAGAUGAAAUCUUCAACAUUAUGGGCCAAUUAUUCAAUGCUGAAGUCAACCCUUGCACACAAUGUAGAUAUAUCUACAUACUCAAAACUUCGUUCUUUAUUGAAACGGCAAGCUCAAGGUUAUAGGGCAAAGAAAUCUAAGAUUUUAACGAAGGAAGAAAUUGAAAAAUUUAUCCAGGAAGCUCCAGAUAAAGAAAAUUUAAUGAUUAAGGUGGCUGUAAUAUUUGGUAUUUCUGGGGCCUGUAGAAUGGAUGAGUUAGUCCGAAUGACUGUACACGAUAUAGAAGACUUAGAAUCUAAGCUUUUAAUCAGCAUACCUGAUUUGAAAACCAACAACCAAGAUCAUUUGAAAAUGAUUGGAUUUCUGGUACUGGUUUCACUCCUGCCUGCAAUAAGUUUAUGUGGUGGAUGUAAUUAUAGUUCCUAUAUUUUUCAAUGCCAAGGAAUAAGCCAAGAUGAUUUCCUCCUUGAACUAUUUCGAAACAAAGACGUAAUUUCGUAUUUAGAUGGAAUUGUGAUUGAAGAUUCUGAUUUUUCCGGUAUACAACCGUUUGUAAAUAUUUCAAACGAUAUGUAUCCAGCACCGGUAGCCAUGAGUUCUUUAACUAUUAUAAGAUCUAAAGUGGAUGGUGUUAGUAGCGACACAUUUGGAGUUUUUAGAAAUUUGAGCGAACUAAAUCUAAGUCAAAAUAAUAUAACAAAUCUGGAUUGGUUGCCUAGUAUAUUUAUAUCAUAUAAAAAUUAUUUAAAUUUAGAUUUAAGUUACAAUAAAAUUUCUGAACUUGAUUUUAAUAAUUUGAGGGAGAGAAUGUCAUCAAUUUGGUUAAACAAUAACGAAAUUUCUAUAGUAAAACCAACUUCUAACUACAAAAGAUUUGAUUUCAUAGAUUUGAGCCAUAACAAGUUAGUGUUUUUCUCAGAAUUUGAGUACAAUGUAAAAAUACGAUCAUUAGAUUUAAGUUAUAAUUAUCUACAAUUGCUGGCGUUAGAAAGUGAUAAAGAUCUUUUAAAAAUUGAGGGUCACGGGAAUAGUAAUAUUUCGUAUAUUGGCAACAGCAACUAUUAUAGUGUUUCUAGUUUUUAUUCCAGUUUUAUACCUAAUAAUUCUUUAUCUAUACAAAAUAUAUUUAAGUUAAACUGGAUCGAUACAGAUUUGCCAGUUUUGGAUAGUAAUAAAAUACCCAACAUAGACUCAGAUAUUUUUGAUUUUUCAAAUAAUAAAUUAACCAGUAUUCCGCAAAAUUAUUUUCAAUCUGUUCAAGCUUCUGUAUUUAAUCUGAGUUUUAACAAUUUUGAUGUAUUAUCUAAUAAAGUGUUCGGAGUAACUUCAGCUAUUAGUACUAUUGAUCUAUCCUUUUCUAAUGUUAAAAAAAUAACUAAUGAAUUUUUCAUAAAUUGUUGUUCUUCCAAUUCAUACGACCGUUUCGUCUACGUAAAUUUAAGUCAUAACGCCCUUGAAGAAUUAGAUGAGAUUUGUACGGGAAUACCCACAUUAAAACAUCUAGAUCUUUCGUCUAAUAGAAUAACAAAUCUAUCUCAAAUAUCAAUAUUGAAAUGUUCAUAUUUAUCUACGUAUAAUAUUUCCAAAAAUUUUAUAAACGAUAUUCCGUCAGAAACUUUUCAAGACGUGCCUAUAGAAACUCUUGAUAUUAGUGAAAAUAAUUUAUUGUUUAUCAAUGAGUCAACUUUUAGUAAUCUAAAAAGCGUUCUUAAAACGAUUAAUCUAAGAAAAAAUAACAUAUCGACUAUUGGUAGCAAAAGUUUUGAUGGUAUUGAUUAUUUACAAGUUAUUGACCUGUCACACAAUAAAAUAAAAAAUAUUGAACAGAAUGUUUUUUUGAAUUUAAAAAAUAUCGAUACAAUUAAUUUGUCUAACAACGCAAUUGAAUUAUUGGAAAGCUAUACCUUCAACAACAUUAGUGUGAAAAAUAUCGACCUUCGAGGUAACCCUAUUCAUUAUAUUAGAGAAAAAGCAUUUUCCAACUUAAAUUAUUUAGAGUCAUUAAAUCUUUCGAACAGUGCUAUAACUAUAUUAGAAAAUGAUGUAUUCUUUAGUUUACCAGCAAUCCGUACCAUAGAUUUAAGUAAUAAUUACUUAAUUUUGUUAAGUAACUAUACUUUCAGGAACUUACCUGUAGAACGUAUUUAUUUAUAUGGAAAUAAAAUAGAAAACAUUUCUCAAAACGCCUUCUACAAUUUGCAAAACUUAAAAUAUUUGGACUUAUCUAAUUCGGAAAUUUCUAAUAUUGAUCUAUACGCUUUUAACAACAUAAAUAAUUGGGUAGAAGUAAAUUUAAAAAAUAACAAUAUACAAGGAAUUGACAAAUAUACAUUUCAUAUGGUCAAUAUCGAUACGUUACUUCUUAAUUCAAUAUCAAGUCCAAUUAUCUUGGAUAAUACCGUUGAAAUUAACAAAUUGAUAAUUCAGUUGACUGGUACAGUAGGCGAACGAUUUGUUGCAAGUGUUUUCCUUAAAAAUUUAACCAUAAUUGAUUCUCAUAUAGAAUUACUAAAGAAUAAUUGCUUCGUCGAUUUACCGCUACUAAGAUCUCUAAAUUUUAUAAAUACAACAAUUGACGUUUCUGAAGAUAACAUUUUUAAUGGUUUAAUGAGUUUAACUUAUUUAGAUGCCUCACAAAUAUUUCAAAAUAAAACGUUGCUAAAAGAAUAUACAUUUCAAGAUAUGCGUAAUUUAGAAGUUCUUAAUAUCUCCAAUUCUGCCUUAAACACAAUAGAAAAUAACGCUUUUGCUGGACUUUCAAAACUAAAAGAAUUAAUCUUAAAAUUAAACAAAUUGUCAGUUGUUAACUUAACGGCAAUCACUAACGAUUUACCCAAUUUGCUUACACUUAAUCUUAGCUCGUCAUCUAUAAAAACCGUCCAAACCUCAAACCUCGGAAGUCCAAAUACAGUUCAAUAUUUAGAUCUCUCAAAUAAUUCUAUUACAAAUCUUAAUUCACAAACAUUUACAUUAUUCGAAGAUUUAGUUGAGUUGUAUCUUCAUAGCAACGAAUUGUCAACAUUUGGGUAUAAAACCUUCAAUUACACAAAAAACCUUCAAACAUUGAGAUUAGAUAAUAAUAAAAUCACUUCCUUGAGUGAUGGUGUAUUGGAUGGUUUAGAAAAAUUAUCAUUUCUUAAUAUAUCUGAUAAUAAAAAUUUAUUUUACCAAAAUGAUUUGAUACCUUUUCAAACUCUUGGAAAUUUAUAUACGUUUUAUUUAGAUAAUACCUACUUGAGAAGAUCUACUAUCAAUUUGGCAACAUUUGGAGAAACGUUUCCUCAUUUAUCGAAAAUUGGUAUUAAUGGCAAUCAAUUAUCUUGCAAUGAUUUAUUGGAUAUCAUGUUGUAUUUUAAUAGGAACAAGAUUGAUUACACGCCUUAUAAUCCAAAAUUUGAUAAAGCUUUGGAAGGCACCACGGAUAGUAUAAUUAUUAACGGGCAAUAUAUAAAUAACCUGCGAUAUACUGAUGACACUGUCAUACUGUCAGAUAAUACUGAAGCCCUACAACGCUUAAUGGACCGAGUAACGACAGCCUGUAGAGAAUUUGGAAUGAAAUUGAAUACAAAGAAGACCAAAACGAUGGUCGUCAGCAAGCACCAAAACAGAAGGGUGAAGGUCAAUGUCGACGGAACAGAUCUGGAAAGAGUAACAAGAACAACGUACCUUAGAAGUAAUCUUGAUAAAACUUGGGACCACUUACUAGAGAUAAGAAUACGCCUGGAAAAAGCACUUACAAUAUUUUACAAAAUGCAAAAAGUUCUAUGCAACCGCCAGCUGGGCAUCUCAUUAAGAACUAGAAUACUUAAGUGCUAUGUUUUCUCCACCUUGCUCUAUGUUGUUGAAGCCUGGACAAUGACAGAAGCAACACAAAAAAGAAUCCAAGCAUUUGAACUCUGGUGUUACCGUAAAAUGCUCAGAAUAUCCUACAUGAGCCAUACGACAAAUGCGGAAGUCUUUCGGAGGAUGAAUAAGGAAAGAGAGCUUAUGCUUAUAAUAAAAGAACGGAAAACACAAUAUUUUGGUCACAUCAUAAGAAAUCAAAAGUAUGAACUGCUCCAACUUAUAAUCGAAGGCAAAGUCAAUAGCAAAAGAGGACCAGGAAGAAGACGCAACUCUUGGCUUAAAAACCUACGGCAAUGGACGAACAUGACCUCCAUAGAACUAUUCGGGGCUGCUACAAAUAAGAUUAAAUGGGCAAAUGUAAUGACCAACGUCCUUAAGGAUAAGGCACCAUACGAUCUCAAACAACUAAGAGAAGAUGACAUAAAGCAAGAAGUACGGGAAUAUCUGAAGAACAAUAUAUCUAAGUCAGAAGUAGUUAAUGAUGUUGACACAGAAAUAAACCACCUGGAAAACACUGGGAAGGAAAUAUUAGACCAAUACCUACGACCAAAAAGACAGAAAAGCCAAAAUCAUGGAUGA
Messenger RNA from Diabrotica balteata, 4632 nucleotides. The record is from the annotation of a GenBank genome assembly. Lineage: Eukaryota; Metazoa; Arthropoda; Insecta; Coleoptera; Chrysomelidae.